Messenger RNA from Sinocyclocheilus anshuiensis, 1408 nucleotides. RefSeq names its product B-cell receptor CD22-like. Gene Ontology annotation, cellular component: external side of plasma membrane. The annotation marks the transcript as partial. Gene Ontology annotation, molecular function: transmembrane signaling receptor activity. NCBI's taxonomy places the organism in Eukaryota, Metazoa, Chordata, Actinopteri, Cypriniformes, Cyprinidae. The record is from RefSeq and is a predicted model, not a curated record. Gene Ontology annotation, biological process: cell surface receptor signaling pathway; immune response. The transcript is spliced from 5 exons.
AUGAUACUGCGAUGCUUUUUCAACCAGCAUCUUCUUCUAUGUUUAUCAGUAAAACCUGAAGUGAAGGUGACUCCAGAUCAGCGUGUGUUCAGAGGAGAGACAGUCACUCUCACAUGUGACAUACAGAGAGGAGGAAACAUUCAGUGGACAUACAGCUGGUUUAAAGAUGAUUCCGUCAUCAGAGACGUCACUGAGAGAGUCUACAGCAUCACAUCUGAUGAGUCUUACAGUGGUGGAUACAGCUCUUUACCCAGAUCUUCACUGACUGCGACUCCAAACGGUCCUGUAUUCACUGGAGAGAGAGUGAGUCUGAAGUGUGUGAUAAACUCUGAUCACAGUAACUGGAGAUAUGAGUGGUAUAAAGACAGCACUAAAGUGUCUGAGCGUCACACUGUAAACACUCUCACUAUUGAACGAUCUGAAACAUCUGAUGCGGGUUGGUACACGUGUAAAGGACACAUAGAUGGAAGAUCAGUCUCAUCACACUCAAGCUCUGUUUAUCUCUCAGUGAAGGAUUUACCCACAUCUUCACUGACUGUGACUCCAAACAGUCCUGUAUUCACUGGAGAGAGAGUGAGUCUGACGUGUGAGAUAAACUCUGAUCACAGUAACUGGAGAUAUGAGUGGUAUAAAUACAGCACUAAAGUGUCUAAACGUCACACUGUAAACACUCUCACUAUUGAACGAUCUGAAACAUCUGAUGUGGGUUGGUACACGUGUAAAGGACACAUAGAUGGAAGAUCAGUCUCAUCACACUCCAGCUCUCCUGUUUAUCUCUCAGUGAAGGCUUUACCCAGAUCUUCACUGACUGCGACUCCAAACGGUCCUGUAUUCACUGGAGAGAGAGUGAGUCUGAAGUGUGAGAUAAACUCUGAUCACAGUAACUGGAGAUAUGAGUGGUAUAAAGACAGCACUAAAGUGUCUGAGCGUCACACUGUAAACACUCUCACUAUUGAACGAUCUGAAACAUCUGAUGCGGGUCGGUACACGUGUAGAGGACACAUAGAUGGAAGAUCAGUCUCAUCACACUCAAGCUCUGUUUAUCUCUCAGUGAAGGAUUCACCCAGAUCUACACUGACUGUGAGACCAGACAGUCCUGUAUUCACUGGAGAGACAGUCAAUCUGAAGUGUGUGAUUGAGUCUCACAGUGACUGGAGAUGGAGAAAUGGCCUGACAUAUUACCAGUCGUCUGACUGGAGAUAUUACCAGACAUAUGAGUGGAGAUAUGAGUGGUAUAAAGGCAGAUACAGUGUAAUGUUACAGGCGUCUAAGCGUUACACUGUAAACAGAGACACUCUCACUAUCAGAGGAGUAACUACAUCUGAUCAGGAUCAGUACUGGUGUAGAGGACAGAGAGAUAAAAGACCAAAAUCAUCACACUCAAGCUCUGUUUCUCUCAAUGUGACGG